Molecule: messenger RNA, 1756 nt
Organism: Labeo rohita (rohu)
Lineage: Eukaryota; Metazoa; Chordata; Actinopteri; Cypriniformes; Cyprinidae
Product: pentraxin fusion protein-like
Exons: 3
Coding region: 93-773 (226 amino acids)
Source: RefSeq, a predicted model, not a curated record
GUUCUGGUCAGCAGAAUCAGACAAUAAACAACUAAGCUGAACUGAACUGGACGUCUCUCUGAUAAAACCUGAUGAACAUCACCUGAACCAUAAUGUUGGUGCCGGUGUUUUUAUUUUCCUGUCUGCUUUCUCUAACACCAGUGGCCACUGAAGUGGGUCUCAGUGGUAAAGUGCUUCUGUUUCCAACCCAGACUGACUCCAGCUACGUUAAACUCAUUCCCGAAAAGCCACUGAGUCUUUCAGCAUUUACUCUCUGCAUGCGUGUUGCGACGGAGCUCCAGAGCAACAGGGACAUCAUUCUUUUCGCCUACCGCACAGCUGACGCUGAUCAGCUCAACAUGUGGAGAGAGAAAGACGGGCGUUUUUCUUUGUACAUUCUGUCUGAUAGCGAUGCAGUAUUUUUCCAUCUGCCUCCUCUCUCCACCUUUCAAACACACCUGUGCAUCACCUGGGACUCUGCGACUGGUUUCACUGCCUUUUGGGUGAAUGGACGUCGUAGUGUGCUCCAGAUCUAUAGAAAAGGUCACUCUGUUGAACCUGGCGGCACCGUCCUGCUCGGCCAGGAUCCUGACACCUAUGUGGGAGGCUUUGAGGCAAAGCAAAGCUUUGUAGGAGAAAUCACAGAGCUGCACAUGUGGGACUAUGUUCUCUCUGGCAGUCAGAUUAAGGCGGUUUACUCAAACCAGGAUACACAUGUGAAAGGAAACGUGUUCAGUUGGAACACCAUCAUGUAUGAGAUCAUUGGCAGUGUGCUAGAGGCUCAAGAUGACUGAUUGUGAUCAACUGCAAUAUCACAUGCAAUGCAUGUUUGUAAUUUGGGAUUACAAAAUUGAAAGUUAAACAUUUAUACAUGCAUGUGACUUCUGAAAAUCUUACUUUUUCCAUGUUUAAGUGCUAUAAGAGUCCCUGGUGCAUCUGCCAACUCAGAAAACAUGUAAAAGGACAACUGUUUUGGUAAUCCUAUUUCUGCAAGCAGGUUCAGAUGCUCACUGAUGCUCCUGAAGGAAACACACUGCAUUAAGAACCGGGGGGGUGAAAACUUUUGGAAUUUUAAUAUCAGGGUAAAUUUAACUUAUCUUCAAGUUUUCAGGUCUCACAAAUUCUUUGGUUUUCAAGCAUUUUUGUGUAUUUGAACCCUUUCCAGCAAUGACACUAUGAUUUUGAGAUCCAUCUUUUCACACUAAGGACAACUGAGGGACUCAUAUGCAACUAUUACAGAAGGUUCAAACACUCACUGAUGCUCCAGAAGGAAAAACAAUGCAUUAAGAGCCGGGGGGUGAAAACUUUUGGAAUUUGAAGAUCAGCGUAAAUUUUACUUUUUUUUUUUUUUUGUCUUCUGGGAAACAUGUAAGUAUCUUCUGUAGCUUCUGAAGGGUAGUACUAAAUGAAAAAAAAUAUGAUAUUUAGGCAAAAUACAUUUAUUCUGUUCAAAAGUUUUAGUUGCAUAUGAGUCCCUCAGUUGUACACAGUGUGAAAAGAUGGAUCUCAAAAAAGGACAAACAACGGACUCAUAAACAGCUAAUCACUAAAAAAAAACAGCUCUGGAUCAUUCAGGUAACAACACAGUAUUAAGAAUCUGUUGUAUGUAAACUUUUGAAUGGGUUAAUUUUUAUGAACUCAACUAUUAUUUUUUCUUGUGGACUAUAUGUAAACAUUUUUUAUGUGAAAUCUCUUGUUCAGGUCAGCACUAAUUAAACAAUAACAUGCAUUUUGUAUGAUCCCUCUUAUUUUUAAUUUGUGGAACAUUAACAUGAAA